Coffea eugenioides is the source of this 1338-nucleotide messenger RNA. RefSeq names its product PH, RCC1 and FYVE domains-containing protein 1-like. NCBI's taxonomy places the organism in Eukaryota, Viridiplantae, Streptophyta, Magnoliopsida, Gentianales, Rubiaceae. The transcript has 4 exons. Bases 1 to 930 code for a protein of 309 amino acids. The record is from RefSeq and is a predicted model, not a curated record.
AUGACGUCGUCUUCAUCAUCAUCGCCGUCCCGCCAAUCGUAUACAGGAGAAGGCUUUCUCUCGUUCAUCUCCAAGGAUGGAGCGGAGGUCGCUACUCUGCAGAGGGAGGGGAAGGGGCAAGGGCAGCAGGGGCUACGGCGCAAUGGGAAGGGCUGGUGGGGGGAUGGGGUGGCUGUUGCAGAGGGGAAGGGAAGGGGAGAGGGUGGCGCCGGACCAGCUGGGCAGAGGGCGGUGCGCGAGCUGGGAAGAUUGCCACCAGGUGUUUAUGAUACUGAAAACAUCAGGCUACCUUACCUACCUAAUGGUUUGGAGCCAAAUGGCAUACAAUAUCCAAAUUCAAAUGGAGAACAUCAUUCCAGAUCCGAUUCUAACAGCUCUUAUCUGGCCUCUCAAAUCAGUGGUGACUCCACAAUUAAUGGCGUGCAAGGUAUUAGUGAAUUGCCCAGGGAUUCAUGUGGAAGCAACGAAACCAAUCAAAGCAAUCAAGCUCAGGGACUUUUAACCCCAUAUGGGAGGGAUCGUCUCGCGGAUCUUAGAGUUCCUAACGGGAAUCAAGAUUGUCAGGCACGCAACAGUGGUGCUUCUGAAGCUGGAAAUAAAGGUGGGCCUUUCCAAGAUGGAGAAAAUGGCUCAAAGUCUAGAAUUACUGUAGUUCCUGGUAAUGUCAAUCAAGUUGAGGCUGAGUGGAUUGAGCAAUAUGAGCCUGGUGUGUAUAUAACACUGGUAGCCCUUCGAGAUGGUACCAGAGACCUGAAACGAGUGCGCUUCAGUCGAAGGAGAUUCGGAGAACAUCAAGCAGAGACUUGGUGGUCAGAGAACCGUGAAAAAGUUUAUGAGAGGUAUAACGUGCGCGGAUCCGACAAGGCAUCAGUUUCUGGGCAGACUGCCCGCAGGUCAGAAGGAAAUGUCUCACCAUCUUCACAAAUUUAGCAGGCAAUGCAAAUUCUCCAUCUCUACUUUUUUGUUAGCUGUCAUGCUGGUGGUUCCAAGGCUCAGCCACACCGGUGGGAGGAAGCCAAACCUCCUCUUCUCUAACCCUCCUCCAAUCUAUUUUUCUUCUUUUAUUAUUUAUUUCUUGUUUCAUUUUUUCUUGGGACUCAACCCUCAUACACUUACUGUUGUAUUUUGUAGUGUAUAUAAGAGUCCUCCAAUUUUUGUAGUUGUGCAGAGAAUUUCUGUGCCUGCUCUUCCUUUCAAUCUUCUUUAGCUUUAGUUGAUAUGUAGCCAAUAGCCUGCCAUUCUGGCAGAAUCAAUCUCUCUUGUACCUCAAGUUUGGGGGCUGCACCAAAAUGGCCUCAGAAGUCCAAAGUUUCAACUGAAAAACAAAUGUUGCCCUCA